Molecule: messenger RNA, 1161 nt
Organism: Penicillium angulare
Lineage: Eukaryota; Fungi; Ascomycota; Eurotiomycetes; Eurotiales; Aspergillaceae
Product: NAD(P)-dependent alcohol dehydrogenase
Exons: 2
Coding region: 1-1161 (386 amino acids)
Biological process (GO): D-sorbitol catabolic process
Molecular function (GO): L-iditol 2-dehydrogenase (NAD+) activity; zinc ion binding
Source: RefSeq, a predicted model, not a curated record
AUGUCUUCCGCAACAACUGUUACCAAAACCAACAUUGGUGUGUACACCAACCCCAAGCAUGACUUGUGGAUUGCGGAGACCACUCCCAAGGUCGAGGAUGUUCAGUCUGGCAAGGGUCUGAAGCCUGGCGAGGUCACCAUUGAGGUGCGCAGCACUGGAAUUUGCGGAUCCGACGUCCACUUCUGGCACGCAGGCUGCAUUGGUCCUAUGAUCGUUACCGGCGACCACGUCCUGGGCCACGAAUCUGCAGGACAGAUCGUCGCCGUCGCGUCCGACGUAACAUCCCUCAAGCUAGGCGACCGUGUCGCGAUCGAGCCCAACAUCAUCUGCAAUGCCUGCGAGCCCUGCCUAACAGGUCGCUACAACGGAUGUGAGAAAGUCGACUUUCUUUCCACCCCACCCGUCGACGGUCUGCUGCGCCGAUACGUCAACCACCCCGCAACAUGGUGCCACAAGAUCGGCGACAUGAGCUACGAGAACGGAGCCCUUCUCGAGCCAUUGAGCGUUACCCUCGCGGCUGUUGAGCGCAGCGGGCUGCGCCUCGGCGAUGCCCUCCUUAUCACCGGCGCCGGACCAAUUGGUCUGAUCAGCUUGCUCAGCGCACGCGCCGCCGGUGCUUGUCCAAUUGUCAUUACCGAUAUCGACGAGGGUCGAUUGGCAUUCGCUAAGAGCUUGGCUCCAGAGGUCCGCACUUACAAGGUUGAGCGUGGUAAGAGCGCCGAGGAGUGUGCGGAUGGUAUCAUCAAUGCGUUGAACGAUGGACAGGGCUCUGGCCCUAAUGCGCUGCGCCCCAAGCUGGCUCUGGAGUGCACUGGUGUUGAGAGCAGUGUUAACUCUGCUAUCUGGAGUGUUAAGUUCGGUGGCAAGGUUUUCGUUAUUGGUGUUGGAAAGAAUGAGAUGACUAUUCCCUUUAUGCGUUUGAGUACCCAGGAGAUCGAUCUGCAGUACCAGUACCGUUACAGCAACACCUGGCCUCGUGCUAUUCGCCUGGUGCAGAAUGGUGUGAUUGAUCUUCAGAAGUUGGUGACUCACCGUUAUACCAUUGAGGAUGCUCUUAAGGCGUUUGAGACGGCUGCCGAUCCUAAGACUGGUGCUAUUAAGGUGCAGAUUAUGAGUUCGGAGGAGGAUGUCAAGGCUGCUGAGGCUGGACACAGCCUGUGA